Rotaria sp. Silwood2 is the source of this 1830-nucleotide messenger RNA. Lineage: Eukaryota; Metazoa; Rotifera; Eurotatoria; Philodinida; Philodinidae. The record is from the annotation of a GenBank genome assembly.
AUGUUCUUUUCUACGUGGAUUCUAUUCUUACUAAUAUUAUUUAAUAUAUCAUUAGCAGAUCAUUAUAAAGGUGGUACUCUAUCAUGGAAACCAACAGAUCCAUAUUCUUUAACGAGUCCUGUUGAGAUUAUAAUAACAGAACGACAUUCAUGGACACUCACUAGAUAUCAAUGUAAUAAUAAUAUUAUUAAUACAUUAGGUACUUACAAUGAUACACAAAAUGCAACAACAGCUACAAUUAUUUGUAUAAGUUCAGCAGCUGCAUGCUUAUCAUCAUUUUUUCAAACUAUUAAUUCCCCUUUAUAUUGUACUGAUUUUUCAACAGUACUUCAAAUAUCUUCAGGAACUUAUUAUACAAAACAAAAUUUAGCAUUAAAUUCUAUAAUUGAUAUUGCUUCAAGAGGUGCAUCUUGGGCAAGUGAAACUUUAACUAACGACUGGUCACUUGUUAGUCAUAUUGAUUUAACACCUAUUUCUGGUAAAAUUAAUACAUCACCUGUAACAGGGUCAUUACCAAUUUUUCAACUUUAUGUUAAUGCAUUAUCUGUUAUACAAAUACUUGCAGCUGAUUGGGAUUAUGAUCAAAUUGUUCGAUGUCGUUGGUCAUAUCAAUAUUCAUUAGAUGAAUGUGGAAGCACAUGUUUUGAUCUACCUAAUGCUCAAUUAAAUCCAGUAGAUUGUGCUAUUACAUGGACACCUGUUCUUCGAUCUGAAGAUAUAGCUAAUGGUCUAACUGAAUCAACAUAUGUAGUUGCAAUAACAGCUGAAGAUUUUGUUAAUGCAUCAAGUACUACACCUCUUAGUUCAGUACCACAUCAAAUAUUGGUUCAUGUUUCUUAUAAACCUGCCAAUGCUUGUUCAAGUAGACCUAGUAUCACAGGUUUGCGUCGACGUAAUCUAGCAUGCUAUGCUUUAUCAGUUGGUUACACAAUUGAUUUUAUUAUUCUGAGUACAGUAACUUGUACGAACGAUUCAAUCGUUGAGUUUAUCUCAACAUCACCAUUCGAUAUAUUCAAAACAGAUUUCUAUCAAGAAGGCAAUUAUACAUGGGGUGUCAAUGUUACGUGGACUCCACUUAGUGAUCAAACAGAUAAGUAUAUGAAAUUAACAAAGAUUUUCCUAACACUUUUUAUUCUAAUAUUAGGUCUUCAACCAUUUUGUAUAGCAGCUGUGGAUAACAAUGGUCAAACAAGUAAUCAAUAUUGUGUAAUGAUUGCUGUAGGCGUUAGCAAUCCGUAUAUAAUUGCCCCAUCAUUUGUUCAAAGUACAGCCUCACCUGUUGGUACUGUUAUGGCUACACAAUCGCGUUUUAGUAUUCAAAGUUAUAACGCCUGGAGAUUUACAAUAUGGAAUCCAGCGAUUUCAUCAACAACGACCCCUUCCACUACAACAACGACAGCAACGACACACACAGUGACUACUCGAUUUCUGGGUACUACAACAUAUAAUACACAUUAUACAACAACUGGUAUUCCAGCUUAUACAACAUCAACAACAACUUCAACAACAUCGACAACAUCAACUUCAGCGACAACAACAACAACAACAUCGGCUACUACUACUACAACAUCAACGACUACAACAACAGAAUAUAAUCCUGAUGCAGAUGUCAUUUAUCCAAAAGAUAUGGAACGUGCAUGUUUACAACCAGUAACAAUUGCAACAGCAAUUGUAACUAUUGCUGUUAUUCCACUUCAUUUUUUUGGAAUGAUAACUCUCUUCGUAAAAAUGAAUUCUCAUUAUCAAAAUGGAAUUUUACGAGCUAGAACUGCACGUCGUAGAGUUUUACGAGAAGCGCUUGCCCUUGAAGAACAAGAAACAUUAGUCUGA